Messenger RNA from Hemicordylus capensis (graceful crag lizard), 6142 nucleotides. It is a transcript of the gene MYD88, whose product is annotated as MYD88 innate immune signal transduction adaptor. The transcript is spliced from 5 exons. Gene Ontology annotation, molecular function: TIR domain binding; Toll-like receptor binding. The record is from RefSeq and is a predicted model, not a curated record. Gene Ontology annotation, biological process: MyD88-dependent toll-like receptor signaling pathway; Toll signaling pathway; positive regulation of canonical NF-kappaB signal transduction. Gene Ontology annotation, cellular component: plasma membrane. Lineage: Eukaryota; Metazoa; Chordata; Lepidosauria; Squamata; Cordylidae. Bases 231 to 1157 code for a protein of 308 amino acids.
UGCUGCGCAAAGGCAAAGCUCCCACCGCGCGCUGCCCGGAGCUGCCUCGCCGCGCUGCGCUCUCUCCGGGGCGGGGGCGGCAGUUCCGCUCCACAGGCAGAAACGAAACCGGUCGGGGAGAGGAUCUCUCCUCCUCGUCGGGGAAGUUGCGAAAGCGGCAGGCAGCGGGGACAGGAAAGGGAAAGCUGCCGCCGCCGCCGCCAGGCGAGAUCACCCGAGCCCGCCCGGCCAUGGCGCAGGUCGGCGCCGGUGCCACUCCCGCCUGCGCGUCGUCGUCGUCCUCCUCCUCCUCGUCGCCGUCGGAAGACGAGGUGCCGCUGGUGGCGCUGAACUACACGGCGCGGCGCCGGCUGGGGCUCUUCCUCAACCCGCGGGCUCCGGUGGCCUCCGACUGGACGUCGCUGGCCGAGGAGCUGGGCUACGAGUACCUGGAGAUCAAGAACUUCGAGGGCAAGCCGGACCCCACCGGCCGCCUCCUCGAGGACUGGGAGAGGCGAUGCUCCCCCGAGGCCCCCGCCACCGUCGGCCGCCUUCGCCAGGUGCUCCGCCUCCUGGGGCGCCACGACAUCCUGACCGAUCUGGGGCCUGCCAUCGAAAACGACUGUAAGAAGUACCUGCAGAGAAAGCAGCAGCAGCAGGCCGAGCAGCCUCUUCAAGUCCCCGCAGUGGAUAGCAGCAUUCCUAGGUCCUCCGAAACGCAGGGCAUCACCACCCGGGACGAUCCCCUUGGGCAAGUGCCGGAGAUGUUUGAUGCCUUCAUCUGCUACUGCCAGGAGGACUUCCACUUUGUGCAGGAGAUGAUCCAGGAGCUGGAACAGACGGAAUACAAGCUGAAGCUCUGCGUGUUUGAGCGGGAUGUGUUGCCAGGGUCAUGCGUGUGGACCAUCACUAGCGAACUCAUAGAGAAGCGGUGCAAGAAAAUGGUGGUGGUGGUUUCAGAUGACUACUUGAACAGCGAUGAAUGUGAUUUUCAGACCAAGUUUGCCCUCAGCCUCUCCCCAGGAGCCCGCAUGAAGCGCCUCAUUCCAGUCAAGUGCAGACCCAUGAAGAAGGAGUUCCCAAGCAUCUUGAGGUUCAUUACCCUUUGUGACUACACCAACUCCUCUACCAAAAAAUGGUUCUGGGUGCGAUUGGCCAAGUCCCUCUUGCACCCAUGAUGCAAAGCUGCAGGGCAACCUGCCUCUGAUGGGCUGCCUGGACUGAGCCCUCAGGAAGGGCUGCGUAGGCUUCUCCUCGCCUUCCUCAAGCAAGCGGUUAACUCAGGUUAAACCCGACCUGGCUGAGUCCCUGAAAGAACUGCCUGCCACAAAACUCAGCCAGUUUUAAAACUGAGACCCAGACCAAAGGGGGCCAAGCGGAGACCCUUCGGCUGUUGUUGGACAAGUCCUAUCACCCCCCACCACAAUUUAUUGCGGUGGGAGAUGAAGUUGUUGAACAAUUGGAAAGCCUGUGCUUGGCACCCCCUUGAUCUAGAAAGGAAUAACCACUGCAGCUGCUUCUGGAAUAUUUGUCUGGUUUCCGUAGCCCUGUUUCAGCUGGUAUCCUCCUUGUGAAACAGACAGACCAAGAAAAACUUGUUUGAGCGAGGGAAUGUUUUCAACAGUCACUGCACGGAAAACAUCCUUUACAUUUUGCAAGCUGCUGGAUGCCUUUGGCUUCUUAUGUUUCAAGACAAGAGCACUCGUUACUGGCAAAAGCCAGCCUUAUCCUGUUUCCAGCAGCAGAGAGUUCCAUCUGCCUCCAAGCAGGGAUGGGCCAUUGGACUAGCAGGGUUCAGACCCAGACUCCAAGCUAGGCACUGCCAACAUGCAGCUCCUGUAAGAAGGAGGGUGCCUCCGUGGCUGUCUGGAUCCCUUGGCCAAUGGAACUGUGACUUUCCAAGCACUCGUGAAACUUCAUGACCUGCUGUUUGCCUUAGAAGAGCACUUAUCUAAAUGGGAGGCAGGCCUUUGGGGCCAUAAGUGGUUGGCAAGAGAUGUACCCUGUGUCUUGAUUGGGCCAAGCGGCUGCCAAUUCACUCUGUCCCCCUCCCAGUCAGUGCAGAGCAGGCCUCUGUGACUCUGCCUCGCCUUACUACACAGAUUCCCAGCCUUGGGGUCCCCAGAUAUUGUUGGGCUAGAUUACCAGGGUGUAGUGGAGGUGGGGGGGGGGAUUCACAAAGGUGCUUCUCUGGCAGUUGCGGUGGACACGGUCAGGGCGGCUGUCAUGGAGAGCGCCUGCACUUCUGAAUUUGCAACUACAACUCCCAUCGUCCCCAGCCUCAAUGGCUGAAGGCUGAUGGGGGAGUGGGAGGGGGUGUGUGGACAUCUGGGACCCACGUUAAUAUAGCGAGCCCCUGCCUUAAUAUAGAAUGGCCAGUGCUUGGAGGAUGAGUGUCGACAGCCUCCAACUUCCACUGCCCUGCAGGGGUCCUGCUUCCCAAGGCAUCCCUUCCGAAGAGAGCUGGGAUUCUCCACUCUUGCUUCCCUGGUCUACCUUUGAUCUACCUGCCUCCAGGCUGUGGAUAGGAGUGAACCCAGCAAAGCAAACAUUAUUGGUUUGUUCUACUGGGUCUGUUGCAUUCUUGGCAUAGCAGGACGCAGCCAGGCCUUAAUCUGAGAAAGCCCUUUCUAAGGGUAAGCCUAUGAUCCACAGCACAGGGUGCGAAUAAAGUGCCACCAGUUUGUUUGUUUUUUGUAUGACACUUCUGGUUUGUAAUCCCCAUAGGAAUGCAGAGGGACUGGUCCUUGUCUAAUACAACCGUUGCCCCCAGAUUACCAAUACACCAGUCCUUGCCUCUGCAGCACCCACCGUGAUCCAGAACCCCCCUGUGCUGCUCCUUAAAAUUCUGCUCACCCUGGCUGUUGCUGAGAUUUGCAGCGUGCUUUGACUGCUGCUGAGAGGUGCAGAUGGUUCAGUUCACAAGUGAUGCCCAAACACAGACUCCUCCUCUUUCCACCCAUCUCUCUCUCCACUUCAUCCAUCACUUUUGGUGUUCCAGCAAACCAGAGUUUGCCGUGACGUCUAGAAUGGCAAACGGUGGUUUGCCAUUGCUGUGUCUGCCAGGGCUUGAUCCUGGUUUGCUAGCCUGCUUUGUGAACCAGAUUUGUGGGCAAGCACAAACACUUGUUUGCCCAUCUGGAUGUUGCACCAAGCUGGUUUGCUGCAAAUAAAAAAACCCCCCAAGGAAGUAAUCAAUUUCUAGUAAGGUGCAAGAGGAGGAGGGAGACAGAGGAGUGAGCACAGGAUUUCUCCUGUAGGGUCAUCCUAUGGUUUGAUAUUUCUUGUGAACCAACCCCCGGACUCUUCAAUGUAUCCUGGCAAUGUUACUUAGACACAGCCUUCUCACCCUUCUGCAACAGGAUGCAUUUCUCCAGGCAUCUUAGUUAAUAGUACCUAAAUAUUCCAGUCCUUCAUGAAGUUAUCAGUUCUGCAGUGUGUUUAAGUUACACAAAUUACCCACUUUUGUGUAUCUCUCAGACGAGGUGGUAUUGGGGAACCCCUAAGAAUACAUGUGAGAAGUAACAGCUUUCUUAUUUCCAAGGAACUUCCAUGAAAGCAUUAGAACACUAUUCCAAAAUAAUUCUCUAGAAUGGUAUCUUGAACUCUAUGAGGGUCUUGAUUCUCAAAACAUUUCCAUUUUCAGGAACCAUUAUUGACAAUAACUUAAAAGCAAUAAUUACAUCUUCAGGUAGUAGAACUCUUGUUUACAUGGACAAUCCAGAGAUAAUCCAGAUUGUUCUUUAUUAUUUGGAUUGACCCGCCUGUCCCUGAGUUUGUUUACAUUAGCUGGAUUUGGCAGGGUAUUUUAACCAAACUGUCUUGCUCACCCUUUCAGGUCACUCUCUGGGUUCUACCUACUUGCUGUCAGUUCUGAACUCCACCCAGCUCAGGUAGAUGAAACUCACUCUUUAUAGGAUCACCAAAAAUAAAACUGGGAGUGGGGGUUGGUAUUUGAAUUACUUGGGAGCUUUCUUUUUCACUUUUAGCAGAAGUAAAUCCAAGAGCAGGGAGUCCCAGCCUUGAGUCCCCAGAUGUUGCUAGAUGGCAGCUCCGACCCUAGCUACAGUGGCUGAAGGCCAUGGGAGUUCUUGUCCAACCACAUCUGCGGACUCAAGCAUUAGAAAGAUGAUGGCCAAAGGAUGGCACAACCCUAGGUUAUUGUGUAGCUCUUGAGUCAUAUGUGGCAUUAAAGGUCCCUGCUUAUACAAUUUUUUCCAUCUGUGUUCCAAUGAAAGGCUCUACUUUUUUAAAAAGAAAGAAAGCCAAGCUCUUAAAAAAGAAAGAAAGAAAGAAAUCCAAGCUCUUGAAAAAAUAAGUGUUUUAAAACUGAGCUACAGAAGAAUUUCUAGACUGUGUUUGAAAUACUGGAAGCAAUAACGUAGGACACAAUGGACAAGUUCAGAUGAUGAUGAUAGAUUAACUAACUAACUAACUUUAUUUGUUAGGCCACCCCAAGACAAAUUGUUCCCUGGGCAGCUCACGACACAGCAUUAAAACAUCACACCAGCGUGGUGUGGUGGUUAGAGUGCUGGACUAGGACCGGGGAGACCCGAGUUCAAAUCCCCAUUCAGCCAUGAAACCUGCUGGGUGACUCUGGGCCAGUCACUUCUCUCUUAAGUAUGUAGUGCUCUGGGCUCCCUGGAGGAAGAGCGGGAUAUAAAAUGUAUAAAAUAAAAUAAAUAAAUAACACACCAAGAAACACACACAUCAAACCCCAGUUUGUUGGAUCAAGAAAAAGUGAGGAAGCAGCUAUGAGCGUAUGCACUCUUUACUCCCUAUGAGUCAGGCUAAAUGGAAAGAUUUUUGGUUCCUCAAACUGCAGUUUCCUGUGGUGUAUGCACAGAGGAUCUGGGGUUUAAGCAAUCCCAGUGAACCAGAAUAUUGAAUCAUCCUAGUGUGACACCCUGAUUUGUAGGGAUUGUUUAAGGUUCUGUUUCCCAAUUUUAAGAUCACAGGAAACUGGUUUGACAAACCAAGACGUUUCCCAUUAGUCUGUUACACGGGAGGAGGGAACAGCCAAGCUUGUCAGCUCUACUGUGGUUUGUUGGACUGUCUGAAUUUGCUCACUCUCUGGCACUUAAUUGUGCGUCUUCUGCAGUUUCCUUUUUUGUACUGAAUUGCUGAAUAGUAUAGUAGUGACCUUGUUACUCUGAUAUAUUGAAAUUGCCCCCCUCUCCUUUCACGAUUGCAAGGUACUGUUUCCCUCUACUAAAUAUAUUUAAAAUAUUUUCCCCAAAUUACUGUUGAGCUCUUGGAUGACAAGGCACUUAACUGUGUUCUUCCUUUGGACCAACAUUUACUUGUUUAUAUACAGUUAAAUAAUAAUCCAGAGCCAGGUUGACCUGAUGGCUAGAGUUCUGAGUCUGAGAAAUGCAGGUUCAGAGUGGUCUUGGAUACAUUUUUCUCUCCAUAUCUCAGCCUAACCUGCCACACAGAUUUGGCGUGAUAUGAGAAGGGCUGGUAUGUGUCGAAAUUUGAAGGUACGGAGCGUUAAGAUAAAAAAUGUGAGACAUAUUUGGGCGGGAGGGGGGGCAUGAUAAAACCAGCACUAUGCAGCUUGCUUUUUCUUAGAAAGUUGUAUCUCCCCUCCCUGCUUUUGGGAAUUGGCCUCUAAUUGUUAGGAAACAUAGGAAGCUGCCAUAUACUGUCAGAACAUCGGUCCAUCUAGUUCAGUAUUGUCUACACAGACUGGCAGCAGCUUCUCCAAGGUUGCAGCCAGGAAUAUCUCUCUCUUGAAGAUGCUGCCAGGGAGGGAACUUGAAACCUUCUGCUCUUCCCAGAGCGGCUCCACCCCCCCCGAGGGGAAUAUCUUACAGUGCUCACACCUCUAGUCUCCCAUUCAAAGGCAACCAGGUGGACCCUGCUUAGCUAAGGAGACAAGUCACGCUUGCUACCACAAGACCAGCUCUCACAAAAUCCUUUUGUGAUUUUUUUUUCUGUUUUGAAUUGCCUUUGUCAGCUGAUAUUUUCGUAGUGAUUUUGGUUGUUUUGACUUCUGUAAUAAUAAUAAUAAUUAUAAUAUAAUAAUAAAAGUGGGGGGAAAUAUUGGGAAAUGCUCUUUGAGGGAAAUGUAUUUUUAAAAUUUAAAAUCAUAUUUGUUUACAUGUGCAUCUCGUUACUUUAUGCCAGCAAUAAACAUUUAUAAUAUUUCAACAAUGAA